AUGAAAAGUGUAAUUUUUGUCUUAAUAUUCUCCAUUGUGAACAACUGCUAUGGAUACAACAUAUUGGUGAUGAUGCCUUUUCCAUUGUAUAGUCACACCAAAUCUUACUUGCCACUAUUUAUCGAAUUAGCAAAUAGAGGACAUAAUGUAACAAUGGUCAGCCCAUUCCCAUUAAAAGAUCCUGUUCCGAAUUUUAAUGAAGUCAUCAUAGAGGACAUUAUGAAAGAAAUGAGAGAUAAUGAGAAGUUUGAUGUACGAGAUAUGGAAGGAUUUUUAUUAAGACUGUUCGGCCCCAGAAUUUUUUGUAAAUUUAUGCUUGAUAAUGUAUUUAAAUCUGAAGGGUUGAAAACAUUUUUGUAUGAUAAAGAUUCCAAAUUUGACAUGGUUAUUACUGAAACUUUUUUUUGUCAGGAACCAUUUAUAGCUCUAGGACACAAAUAUGGUGCUAUUCAAGUUUCUGUCCAAACAGUAAACAUAUUUAUGGCCUUAUCUCGCCUAACUGGAAACCCAUACAAUCCAGCUUAUGUGCCCUCUUCUGUCUUUCCAUCAUCGCCUCACAUGAAUUUCUGGGAAAGAUCGAAAAGUACAUUAGGCAACCUGCUGGAUUAUCUUAUAUCCCAUUCAACAUGGCUCUAUUUGGACUAUUAUAUGAGCAGCCAUUUUGCAUCAUACCCUGGAUUUGAAAAUUUGCCUCCUAUGCUAGAUAUGUUCAGGAAUCUUUCUCUUGUACUACUUGACAAUCAUAUGGCAAUAACUUACCCCCGUCCGUAUCUUCCUAAUAUAGUUGAGAUUGGUGGGCUGACUAUCAAAGGAGGAGAUAAACUGGAUGAAGAAUGGGAAAAAUAUUUAAAUGAAUCUACAGAUGGAGUAAUAUACUUUAGCUGGGGAUCUCAUUACAAAACAGAAAAUAUGAAACCACACGAACUCACUGCUUUCACGUCAGCAUUUGGAAAGCUAAAACAAAAAGUACUUAUGAAGGUGGACGAAGAUAGCCUGCCAGGGAAACCUGAUAACGUAAGGCUGGCUAAGUGGGUACCCCAAGCUAGUUUACUAGGUCAUCCCAAUGUCCGUGCCUUCAUCAGCCAUGGUGGACUUCAUGGUGUUUUAGAAGGAACUUAUCAUGGUGUUCCUAUCGUAGGAACUCCUCUUUUUGCUGAUCAAAAGAAUAAUAUAAGAUUUUGUGAAGAGGCUGGUUAUUGCAUAUAUAUUGAUCUUAAAACCGUCACUGAAGAAAUCCUCUUGGAUGCUAUUAACAAAAUACUGACAAAUUCAUCUUAUAAAGAAAACGCUCUUAGAAGAAGUGAAAUCAUGAAAGACAGACCCCUGAACGUCAUGGAUAACGCAGUCUACUGGGUGGAAUACGUACUUCGGCACAGAGGAGCUCCUCAUCUGAGAUCUGCUGCUGUAGAACUGUCUUGGUACCAAUAUUUGCUUCUUGAUGUGAUUGUAGUUUGGAGCGCAGUUUCUUUUAUGGUCGUAUUAUUGUUAAAGAAAAGUAUAAAAUGUAUAUGUAAAGCGAGGAAAUCGAAAAGUAAAAAAGACUGA
Messenger RNA from Nezara viridula (southern green stink bug), 1545 nucleotides. The record is from the annotation of a GenBank genome assembly. Lineage: Eukaryota; Metazoa; Arthropoda; Insecta; Hemiptera; Pentatomidae.